This is a messenger RNA of Rubroshorea leprosula, 1111 nucleotides long. Lineage: Eukaryota; Viridiplantae; Streptophyta; Magnoliopsida; Malvales; Dipterocarpaceae. The record is from the annotation of a GenBank genome assembly.
GACCAAGUAUUAACCAUGAUAAGUAAACAAUAAUGGAGCUUUUAAUUUGGAUUCUCACAGAUGGUGCCAAAUGUAAUUGCAAUGAACUAGUAGAUCUUCUUCAGUCCAAGUCCUCUCUUCAGGUUAACCUACAAAGCCCCAAGACCUAUCUUUACACCUUCCAUACCCAAAACCUCUUGGAUUUCCUCUUCCCCUUCCACGCGACCCUUGGCUUCUCUCUUCCUUUGGUUUCAUCUUUCUUUCUUCAUGCAAAUCCUCAACCUUGCCCUUCUCUUCCCGUUGAAGAGCAACCGGUAGCCAUCUCUCAAAAGGCUGCCGGCAAUCAUCUUUGUUCUUCUCCUUCCUUGGUUCCAAACCUUCUAAUCUCAUCAUUUUUGACUCUUUUCCAUGUCAAACCCACCUUCUUGAACCAAUUCCCACAAGCCAGCAUCAUUUACAUCGGUGAGUGAACACCAAAAGUGGAAAGGAUAGAGCUAGAUCUAUAGAUCGGCAAUGGAGGUGAUGCUCACGUGAAGCUUUGGCAAUUCGACAAAGUUUCAAACUCCCUUUCAACUAGAACAGAUCUGCAGAUCUAUGCUACCACAAAUUACAAGUGGGUGAUAAAGGGUUGGAAUCAACGCAGAUUGAGGCCCAAUUGCAUUUCACAAGUCCAAAUAAAGAGAGAGCAGAUUUGAGAGGCCCAAAAGCAAGGCCUGGAGAAGUGAGUUUUGGGAUUUAGGGUUUUGGUUUCAAGGGAUAUAAAUAGGGAUUUUAGGAGUAGAAAAAAGGGGGGGGGGGAGAUUUCUAUUUUGGGGAGAUUUCUAUUUUGGGGAGUGGCGAUUGAAAGGAAAUCAUUGAGCUCUCCGAAAGGGUGACUGGUUGUGCUUUCCAGAGGAGCUCUAUUUGUUGGGUUUAUCUUUGUAGGUAAUUUUCAAAACAGAGGGUUCUUUUAGGGAAAUGAUGGGAGCUUAAUCCUGUGAGUGGGAUUCCUCCCAUCAAAUCCAGAUUCAUUUUUCCUUUAAGAAUCUACCAUGUUUGUUUUUUUGUUGUUGAGGUUUCUUUCUUUAGGUUUUGAUGUCAAAUUUGUGUAAGUUUGUUGGAAAUGAAUGAAAAAUCAAGGAAUGAUUUAGUU